AGGAAGUUUGUCCAUCUCUCCAAGAAAGCAAACACGCACGGCAAGGUAGGCACUAGGCAACGACCCCAACGAGAGGCAAGCAUCUCCCUCCGCUCCUCCCUUCGUCGCCUUACUCCCUGCCGCUGCUGUUCCAUACUCCACCCCCUUCCCGCCCGCCGGCGCGCACGCAAAUGGUCACCUAGGCCGGCCGGGGCCAAUGUCGCACAGCCUCCGCGUCUCGCCCUUCCUUGCGCCGCCGCGGCCCCUCCUGCUCUGCCCAGCCCGCCGCCGGCCCCGCCGCGGCCGCCACCGUGUCCCGAGGCCCAUCCUCACCCUCGCGCGCUUCGACCCGCCCCCGCUCCUCCGCCUCAAGGUCUCCGACUCCAGCGACUGCCCCGGCCAGGUGCAGGGGGACGGUCACCACAACCACCACCACCCGCUGCGGCUGCGCCUGCCGCGCCCGCAGGCCCUGAUCGGGUCCCUGGCCCCCGUAUGGCGGGAGGGGCUCUUCCUCGUGCGCUGCUCCGUAUUCGCCGCCGUGCUCUCCGUCGCCGCCGCGCUCUCCUGGUACGCGCAGCUCCGGGCGCGGGCCUUCGUCGAGGCGCGCCUCCUCCCCGCCGCCUGCGCCGCGCUCGGGGACCACCUCCAGCGGGAGGUCCGCGUCGGCAAGGUGCGCAGCGUCUCCCCGCUCGGGAUCACGCUCCACACCUGCUCCGUCGGCCCGCACGCCGACGAGUUCUCCUGCGGCGAGGUGCCCGUCGUCAAGAUCAGGGUCAGGCCCUUCGCCAGCCUCAGGAGGGGCAGGGUCGUCGUCGACGCCGUGCUGUCCGAGCCCACCGCGCUCGUGGCCCAGAAGAAGGAUUUCUCCUGGCUGGGGAUCCCUACGCCGUCCGAGGGGACGCCCAAGAGGCAUUCCGAGGAGGAGGGCAUUGAUUACCGCACCAAGACCAGGAGGCUCGCGAGGGAGAAGGCUGCGGAGCAGUGGGAUGAGGAGAGGGACAAAGCUGCUAGGGAUGCUGCUGAAAGGGGAUAUGUAGUUCCCCGUGGCCAGUCGACUUCGCGUUCGGCUGAUGAGAUGUUGGAGGACGAUGGACCUGUCGAAAUUGGGAAAUCUGGCUCACCCCUCUGUGCCGAUGAAAUGCACAGGAAGAUGCACAGGAAGGAUGGUCACAUAGAUCCAGCCAUUGACUCUAGCUCGAAGCAUGCGGAUUUGGAGAAAUCCUUUGGCGUGAAAUCUCGUAUCCCGGGUAUCAACUUCUGGUCUAGGAUCAUUCCAAACCCUAGCAAGCGAAGGUACAGGAGAAAGUCCCAUAGCAAGGUGGUAUCGGACAUUGACAAUUCUUCUCAUGAAAGGAUCCUCCGACGUAGUGCACAUGCUGCCGUGGCAUCUUUUCAGAACAUAGAUAGUGGUAACAUUGAUAACUCAUCCCCUGGUCCUGGGAAUGAUUCAUCUGAUGGAGGUCACGCGAAUGCUGGUUGUGAGGAAAUCACUUCAAUUAAUGUACCAAUUGGCACCUCUGGUACCGUACCGAAGAAUUCUGGGGAAUUACCACCAAGUAGUAGUUAUUGUCUGGACUUCACAGGUAAAGGCAAGUCUGCAAGUACAAUACCGGUCAUCAACACAGAUCAUGUCCAUAACGAACAUUCUUCUAGUCAACAACAUAGUCAGCAUAGUUCACUUAAUUUGGAUAACAAAUUGUUAGUAUUUCACCAUUUGGAAGAUUUGCAGCAUGGUGAGGGCAACUUGUCCGAUGGCCAUGAGUUUGAGAAAUUUGAGAGUCUUUCUGAAGAUCACAUCAGUCCUCAGCAAGAAUUAAUUCUUGGGAAUUUCGGUUCGUGCACUUAUGCUCACAACUGGGCAUCAUUUUGGCCUUUCCAAUUAAAGGGGUUCCCUGUUAGUUUUAAUGCACCAUCUGCUUCUCUGAGUGUUCAAAUCCAGAACUUCAAGUCACGAUUUGCUAUCGGUCUUGGAGACAGCUCCGCUGAACUUGUAGAUGGGGUUGGCCACAUCCACCCUGGUGGUGUUCAGAACACACUUCCAAUCACACUGGAUUCUGUUUAUUUCAGUGGAGGGAACUUGAUGCUUCUGGGAUAUGGUGAUCAGGAACCAAGGGAAAUGAAACAUGCUAAUGGACACAUCAAGUUCAAAAACUCUUACAACCGUGUACAUGUGCAUGUCACUGGGAACUGCAUGGAGUGGAGACAGGAUCAAACAUCCCAAGGAGGGGGUUAUCUUUCUACAGAUGUUUUUGUUGAUAUAGCUGAGCAAACAUGGCAUGCUAAUCUGAAUGUAGUGAACGCUUUUGCUCCGCUAUUUGAGCGUAUCCUAGAAAUACCUGUUGUCUGGCACAAAGGAAGAGCAACUGGUGAGGUGCAUAUCUGUAUGUCAAAAGGCGAUAGUUUCCCGAGCAUUCAUGGCCAGCUUGAUGUGAAAGGCCUAGCUUUUCAGAUAUUAGAUGCCCCCUCAUCAUUCUCGGAAAUAGUGUCGACUCUAUCAUUUCGUGGUCAAAGAGUAUUUCUGCAUAAUGCAAGUGGUUGGUUCGGUGAUGUUCCGGUCGAAGCUUCUGGUGACUUUGGUCUAAAUCCUGAGGAUGGAGAAUUUCAUCUAAUGUGCCAGGUUCCAUCUGUUGAAGUUAAUGCACUUAUGAAGACAGUGAAAAUGAGACCUCUGAUGUUUCCGCUGGCUGGUGCUGUUACUGCUGUAUUUAAUUGUCAAGGACCUCUUGAUGCUCCUGUUUUUGUUGGAAGUGGGAUUGUCUCGAGGAAGUCUCUUUCUGUAUCUGGUAUGCCUCCAUCUGCAGCUUCUGAAGCUGUGAUGCAAAAUAAAGAGGCUGGUGCAGUUGCUGCAUUUGAUCAUAUUCCCUUCUCCCACGUAUCAGCGAAUUUCACUUUCAACCUUGACAACUGUGUUGCAGACUUAUAUGGUAUUAGAGCAUGCCUUCUGGAUGGUGGGGAAAUUAGAGGGGCUGGUAAUGCAUGGAUUUGCCCAGAGGGGGAAGGGGAUGAUUCUGCUAUGGAUAUUAAUUUAUCUGGGAGCAUUUUACUUGAUAAGGUUUUGCAUCGUUACAUACCUGGAGGCAUCCAGCUGAUUCCACUGAAAAUUGGAGAGCUCAAUGGAGAGACUAGACUUUCUGGUCCCCUUAUUAGACCGAAAUUUGAUAUCAAGUGGGCUGCACCAAAUGCAGAAGAUUCUUUUUCUGAUGCACGCGGCAACAUUGUUAUUGCACAUGAUUAUAUUAUGAUCAACUCAUCAUCAGUUUCCUUUGACUUGAAUACCCGUAUUCAAACAUCAUACAUUGAUGACUACUCGCUGCACAAGGAGAUGUAUCAAAUGAAAAAAAUCAUGCCACUAGUUGUGGAGGGUGUCGAUUUGGAUUUACGGAUGCGGGGCUUUGAGUUCGCUCAUAUAGCUUCUUCAAUACCUUUUGAUUCACCAAGGCCAUUACAUUUGAAAGCAUCUGGGAGGCUCAAGUUUCAAGGAAAAGUGGUGAAACCUAGCCAGUUAGUUGAUGACAAGAUUUAUGGUGCUCUACAAAGUAUUAUCGACCGAAGUAAGCUUGAGAGCGAUGUUUCAAGGCUUGUUGGGGAGAUUUCUCUGUCAGGAAUAAAACUCAACCAACUUAUGUUGGCACCUCAGUCUACUGGUUUCCUCUCUCUAUCACAAGAUUCUAUGAUGUUAAAUGCUACAGGCAGGCCUGAUGAGAACUUUUCCAUAGAAGUGAACGGGCCAUUGUUUUUGGGUACAAAUGAGGUCAUUCAAGAUGGAAGGCUUCUAUCAGUUUUCCUCCAAAAGGGGCAGCUGAAAUCUAAUAUCUGUUAUCAUCCUGAAAGUCUGACUAGUUUGGAGGUUCGGAAUUUGCCGCUUGAUGAGCUGGAGUUGGCUUCGUUACGUGGAUUUGUUCAGAAGGCUGAAGUCCAGCUUAAUUUCCAGAAAAGAAGAGGUCAUGGUUUGUUAUCAGUAAUUCGUCCCAAAUUUAGUGGUGUGCUUGGUGAAGCACUUGAUAUAGCUGCUCGAUGGAGUGGUGACGUCAUUACAAUUGAAAAAUCAAUCCUAGAGCAAUCUAAUAGCAAGUAUGAGCUUCAAGGGGAGUAUGUAUUUCCCGGAACACGUGAUAGAUUUCCUAUGGAAAGUCAGGGUAAUGGGUUCAUAGAGAAAGCAAUGGGAGGGCAUCUUGGUAGCAUUAUGUCUUCGAUGGGCAGGUGGAGGAUGAGACUAGAAGUUCCGGGUGCUGAAGUAGCUGAAAUGCUUCCCUUGGCAAGACUUCUUUCACGAAGUACAGAUCCAGUUAUUCGUUCUAGAUCAAAGGAACUUUUUAUGCAAUGCCUGCACUCUGUUGGAUUUAAUGCGGAAAGUCUUCGUGACCAGCUAAAGGCAGUUGAAAUGUACCAUGAUUGGUUGGAUGAUGAUACAAUUGAAGACAUAACCCUUCCUGCCUUAGCUGAACUGAGAGGUUAUUGGCGUGGCUCUCUUGAUGCCAGUGGAGGAGGGAAUGGCGAUACUAUGGCUGAUUUUGAUUUCAAUGGUGAAGAUUGGGAGUGGGGCGCUUACAAGACACAGCGUGUUCUGGCAUCUGGUUCAUACAGCAAUAAUGAUGGCCUGCGUCUUGAUAAGUUAUUUAUUCAGAAGGAUAAUGCCACCCUUCAUGCUGAUGGAUCGAUUCUUGGCCCGCUAACAAAUCUUCACUUUGCUGUGCUUAAUUUUCCCGUUGGUCUUAUACCAGCUUUAGUUCAGGCUAUAGAAUCAUCAACCACAGACUCCAUGCACUUUCUGAGGCAAUGGUUGACACCAAUAAAGGGUAUUUUGCACAUGGAGGGAGAUUUGAGAGGCACUCUUGCAAAACCAGAAUGUGAUGUUCAAAUUAGACUUCUUGAUGGCACUAUUGGAGGCAUUGAUCUUGGAAGAGCUGAAGUAUUGGCUUCUGUAACCCCAACAAGCCGUUUUGUUUUUGAUGCAAAUUUGGAACCAACUAUACAAAGUGGACAUGUAAACAUUCAAGGUAGUAUCCCUGUCACUUAUGUAGAUAGUGGCUCCAUGGAGGAAAAUUUGGAAGCGGGAGAUGACAAACAGGGUAUAAUAAGAAUCCCUGUUUGGGCGAAGGACAGAGGAUCAUCUAAUGAUAUCAGUGAAACAAGAAUUGUGAGGGAUAAGCCUGAGGAUGGUUGGGAAUUCCAAUUAGCUGAAAGUCUCAAAGGUUUAAGUUGGAAUUCGCUAGAACCAGAUGAAGUGAGGAUAAAUGCAGACAUAAAGGAUGGUGGCAUGAUGUUGAUAACUGCACUGAGUCCUUAUGCAAAUUGGCUUCAAGGCUAUGCUGACGUGCUCCUUCAGGUUAAAGGCACUGUUGAUCAGCCUGUUGUCGAUGGGUCUGCAUCAUUUCACCGAGCAACUGUGACUUCUCCUUUUCUUCGGACGCCACUUACAAAUUUGGCUGGUAGUGUUAAUGUUAUAUCCAAUAGACUAUGCAUCAGUUCUAUGGAGAGCAGGGUUGGGAGGAAAGGGAAAUUGUCGAUGAAAGGGACACUACCUUUGAAAAAUAGCGAGCCAUCAGCCAGUGAUAAGAUUGAGUUGAAAUGUGAAGUUUUGGAUGUACGAGCAAAAAAUGUUUUAAGUGGCCAAGUAGACAGCCAGCUGCAGGUUACAGGCUCGAUUUUGCGGCCAGAUGUCUCUGGUUUGAUCCGAUUAAGCCAUGGCGAAGCAUAUUUGCCUCACGAUAAAGGCAAUGGUGCUGUCACCACUAGGUUGGCUUCAAACAAGUCUAGCUAUCUUCCUGCUGGUUUUGGCCAAACAACCACUUCGCAGGAUGUGUCACGUUUCCUGGGAGCAUUGUCAACUUCGCCAGACAGUCAACAAACAGAAACAGAAAGGUCUCUUGAGCAUGAUGGAGGUUUUAAGCCAAACAUUGAUGCCCGACUCAAUGACCUGAAGCUCACGCUGGGACCAGAAUUAAGAAUAGUUUAUCCUUUAAUUCUAAAUUUUGCUGUCAGUGGUGACCUCGAGCUUAAUGGCAUGGUCCAUCCAAAGUACAUUAGGCCUAAGGGUAUUUUUACAUUUGAAAAUGGUGAGGUCAACUUGGUAGCUACUCAGGUUAGACUUAAAAAUGACCAUUUAAAUGUAGCAAAGUUUGAGCCCGAUCUUGGUUUGGAUCCUAUUCUGGAUCUCGUCCUUGUUGGAUCUGAAUGGCAGUUCAAAAUCCUGAGUCGAGCAAGCAUGUGGCAAGAUAAUCUGGUGGUAACCUCGACGCGCUCAGUGGACCAGGAUGUUCUGUCACCUAGUGAGGCUGCAAAGGUUUUUGAGUCCCAGCUUGCGGAAUCACUAUUGGAAGGUGAUGGACAGCUUGCGUUCAAGAAGCUCGCAACUGCAACACUCGAAACUUUGAUGCCAAGGAUUGAGGGCAAGGGCGAGUUUGGACAAGCGCGGUGGCGGCUGGUUUAUGCACCCCAGAUUCCGAGUUUGCUAUCUGUAGAUCCAACAGUUGAUCCACUUAAAUCACUGGCAAACAAUAUCUCUUUUGCUACAGAGGUUGAAGUGCAGCUUGGAAGGCGCCUACAGGCCUCUGUUGUGAGGCAAAUGAAAGAUUCAGAAAUGGCAAUGCAGUGGUCGUUGAUAUAUCAGCUAACCAGUAGGCUCCGUGUCCUCUUCCAAUCUACACCAUCCAAUCGGCUUCUCUUUGAGUACUCGGCAACAUCUCAGGAUUGAUUCAUAUUUGUCGGUCGCAUGGAGUAAGAGCUGAUGUAUUCAACAAAGGUUCAAUGCCCCGAUUUGAUGGCUUCUCUUUGAGCACUCAGCAACAUCCCAGGAUUGAUUCAUAUUUGUUGGGAGCAAAAGCUGCUAUCUUUGACAAAGUUUUGGUGCCCCGAUUUUUUUUUUGUAGAUAAUGCAAGUUUUGACAGGCAGCUCCGUAUGUACACUUGCCGUGUUUUUGCUGUUUGCUGUAGCUACAUUCUUUUCCUCGGAAACAAAGUUUCUGGGUUGUACAUAGGUAGAAAGUUGAGCACCCUUAGCGUGAGAUGUAAAGAAACAUCUGUAUAAAGAACAAAAUUUCCCAGUCUGUUUGUUGUGCUGAUCAAUGUGUGGUCACCAUGGUAAUUUUGUAAAACCUAUCACAGGUACAUGAAAUCCAUGAUCGACUUGUCAGGUGA
This is a messenger RNA of Brachypodium distachyon (stiff brome), 7116 nucleotides long. RefSeq lists its product as uncharacterized. Gene Ontology annotation, cellular component: plasma membrane. The transcript has 23 exons. Gene Ontology annotation, biological process: protein secretion. The coding region runs from base 197 to 6673 and encodes 2158 amino acids. Lineage: Eukaryota; Viridiplantae; Streptophyta; Magnoliopsida; Poales; Poaceae. The record is from RefSeq and is a predicted model, not a curated record.